AUGGAUUCUGGAGGAGGUUAUUUGUAUGAGCCUGAUCAUGACAUGGCUACUCUUUUAAAACAAGAGCAAAAGGAAUCACGACAUGCUGAAAAGCUCGAUGAAGCAUAUAUACAAGUGAUGCGCAAAUUUCGUAAAAGAGUAGAACAGAUUGGCGGUUAUGAACAUAUGUCAGAACUAUGGCAAGAUUUAGCUCCUAUUAUUCUUCAAACCAUUCACUUGAAAUCACCAGUUCAGCGGCUGUUGACUUACACGAGUGAUUUUCAUGAAUUUUGUCAAGGAUUUCACGAAGACACAAGUUCUUACAAGACAUAUUUUGAUGCCAUGGAUUUUGCAUGGUGCUGCGUGUUAGAUACACAGACUACUGAAACUGAAAAAGUUCGUAUUGUGAAUGUCUUGAGUGAUGGGCAAGACAUAGCCAACAAACUGGGUUUACACGAUGUCUAUCCUCAUGCUUUAGAAAAAGCAGAUGAUGAACUAUAA
Messenger RNA from Gilbertella persicaria, 480 nucleotides. RefSeq lists its product as uncharacterized. The transcript has 2 exons. The record is from RefSeq and is a predicted model, not a curated record. The coding region runs from base 1 to 480 and encodes 159 amino acids. Lineage: Eukaryota; Fungi; Mucoromycota; Mucoromycetes; Mucorales; Choanephoraceae.